AUGAGACUCACUCCAAACGUCUUGUUAGAUGCUCCCUCGUUCAUCAAUCCACAACAUGAGCGUACGCUGAGUCUAAGGUCUCUCAAGAUCCCAAUGAUCGAGAACUUCACCGUCACAAAAGAUGUUAAUGAAGCUAUAGAUUUGACAGAUAAUGAUAUCAAAAUAUUGGGGAACUUCCCAAUAUUGACCAGAUUAAAGACUCUAUUGUUGGCUAAGAACAGAAUACAAACCAUUCAGGAUGAUUUCUACACCACUGUGCCUAUGUUGGAAUCAUUGUCUUUGAUAUCAAACAGUUUAGCAUCAUUAUCAAGCCUUGAACCUUUGAAAAAUUGUAAAAGGUUGAAAAAUCUAUAUAUUUUGAACAAUCAUAUAUCACAGCAGGAACAUUAUAGAUUGUUCAUCAUAUGGCUAAUACCUCAGUUGAAAGUUUUAGACUUUAUGAAGAUUAAAGAUAAAGAACGCACUCAAGCUAAUGAAUUAUUUGGUGAAGUUGAAGAACCAACAGAAUUAGCUAAAACUAUCUUGAACUCCAAACCUAAACACAUUUUAGAUAAUGAUAAAGAUGAUGAUCAAAUUAAAGACGUUUUGAAAAAAUUGUCAGAGGAAGAUAGAGAAAAGUUGAAACAACAAUUGAAAACUGCAACUUCAUUAAGUGAAAUUGAUAAAAUUGAAACUGCAUUAAAGAAUGGUUAUAUAUGAGGCAAAUAACCACCAUGUGUAUUAUAAAAGAAUAAUGUCUACAAACCUAU
Hansenula anomala is the source of this 749-nucleotide messenger RNA. It is a transcript of the gene LEA1, whose product is annotated as U2 snRNP complex subunit LEA1. Gene Ontology annotation, cellular component: U2 snRNP. The transcript has a single exon. Lineage: Eukaryota; Fungi; Ascomycota; Saccharomycetes; Phaffomycetales; Wickerhamomycetaceae. The record is from RefSeq and is a predicted model, not a curated record. Gene Ontology annotation, biological process: mRNA splicing, via spliceosome. Gene Ontology annotation, molecular function: U2 snRNA binding; protein binding. The coding region runs from base 1 to 699 and encodes 232 amino acids.